GGCGGCGCGGCCCCGGACUUUUACCACCCGGCCGGGGGGAGCCCCACGGCCGCCUACCAGUCGCCUCCUCCUCCCCCCGCCGCGCCUCCGCCUCCUGCCCCCUGCAGCGGGGUUACCUGUCACGGGGAGCCCGCUAAAUUUUACGGAUACGAUAACUUACAGAGACAGCAGAUUUUUACGACACAGCAAGAGGCCGAGCUGGUACAAUAUCCUGACUGUAAAUCGUCCAGUGCUAAUAUUGGCGAGGAACCAGACCACUUAAAUCAGAGCUCGUCUCCUGCUCAAAUGUUUCCCUGGAUGAGACCACAAGCAGCACCGGGUAGGAGGAGAGGAAGACAAACAUACAGCCGAUUCCAGACUCUAGAGCUGGAAAAGGAGUUCCUCUUUAACCCCUAUCUGACCAGGAAGAGGAGGAUCGAGGUGUCCCACGCACUAGGACUCACCGAGAGGCAGGUAAAGAUCUGGUUUCAGAACAGAAGGAUGAAAUGGAAAAAGGAGAACAACAAGGACAAAUUCCCCGCUUCCAGACAGGAGGGAAAGGAAGGGGAGGCCAAAAAGGAAGCACAUGAUCUGGAAGAAGAUGGAAUUGAAGGCCAGAAGAACUAA
This is a messenger RNA of Chaetura pelagica (chimney swift), 606 nucleotides long. RefSeq names its product homeobox D8 (gene HOXD8). The annotation marks the transcript as partial. Lineage: Eukaryota; Metazoa; Chordata; Aves; Apodiformes; Apodidae. The record is from RefSeq and is a predicted model, not a curated record. The transcript is spliced from 2 exons. Gene Ontology annotation, cellular component: nucleus. Gene Ontology annotation, biological process: regulation of transcription by RNA polymerase II. Gene Ontology annotation, molecular function: RNA polymerase II transcription regulatory region sequence-specific DNA binding; DNA-binding transcription factor activity, RNA polymerase II-specific.